CUCGAGGACGAGGAAAGGGUUACAGGCGGCACGCAAAGAUGUCGAAACGAUCUUCUCGCGGUGCUGACUCCGGGGAUAUUCCCCGGAAGAGGCUGAAAGUGGUUCAUGAGCCUCCAACCCACGAAGAGGUUCACACAAGCCGUCAAUUGACGCAGCUGCUCUCCUUCGAGAACGACUUGAAGAAAGCUAGACAUGGCCUGCAAUCCUUUAAGGUCGUCCUGGACAAGAUCGUGUACGAAGAUGGCGACCAUGAAGCCGAGCGCAAGCUGCUGUUCGACUAUCUAAACUCAACGAAACCCCGGGACUACGAGGAAGCGCCAAUCUUCCUCUCGGAGAUGAUGGAGACUUGGGUCUUUGCCGGGCAACACAACGAUGACAAUGUCAUGUCUGCGGUCCCAGCCAUCGUGGCCCUCCUCCUCAGGAUUCUUGGCCAGACCUUGGAGAUGGUCCCUUACGGCUUGGGGAUAUGUCGGACACUACUGCAGAAGCGCCAGCUGGAGCUGAUUGCUCGCAACCUGUCUGCCGAUAAGGGGAAGGAGUUUGUGAUAUCACCUAUGUUGCGGCUCUUGCGAGAAAUGAUCUGCUUCGACGGCGGCGCGGUUGCAAUGCCCAUCUUCCGCGCAAGGAGCUUCACCUUCAGGUCUUUGGGCAGAAACAUGAGCAUCAAGUAUCUCGGAAAGGGUCAGGAAGAGCGGAAACGGCCCUCUGGCCGAACCAAUGCGGUCAGGUUCUUCCUCAGCGCGCUCAAGUUUCUGAAUCAGGAGGCCAAACGGGAGUUGCUGUCGCAGAAGGACGUUACCUUCGCUCUCAUCAGGACGAUCAAGGACGACCCCCCUUACCUUGUCAUCGAUAUCCUCACUGCGUUGAAGGCGCAUGUCUUGCUCGAUACCAAGCUCCCACGCGAUGUCAAGGGCAGAGUGCUCAAUGCGAACACCUUGUCUCGAAUCGCUCCGCUUUACACCUACAAGCAAGAGGAUCCCGAAGCAGAGGGCCGAGAAACUGUGGCCGAGAUUGCUCAUGAUUUCCUCCAAUUCUCAUGCACCGUUCCAUCUGCUGGAAUCCUCCGACCGCAGUCAGGAUUCUACCCGGCAGGAACAGAGCAGGAAGCGGAGUCGCUCGUCGAGUCCCGUCGAGCGGAUGAUCUGGGCCUCGAAAAUAUCGUCUGGAUGGACCAGUUCAGGCAAGAGACUACGGUACGGAAUGUCGUCUUGUCUGAUUUCAUCCAGAACCUACGUCCAUGGUCGAACGUCAAACAAGCCGAGCUACUUAUCUCCAUCUUCACGGCUGCACCCGAGCUGGCUGCAGACUACUUCUUCAAGAAACAGGGGUUUACAUUCGAGCCCAAACUCUCGGCGACUUGGAUCGGUUAUGCGGCACUCCUUUUCGGCACCCUCACUAUCGAUAUCCCCAAAUACUUUGGCCACCCGGGUGGCUAUUCUCCCUUCCCGCCGCCCACCUCUGUCGUCAUGGACAACAUCAUGCCUCCGCCGUUGAACCCCAAGGCGCUCACCCGCUGCUUCUCGCAGAAGUCUAACCUAAUAUCCUUUUUUGCCACGCGGUUGUUGGUUGCUGCUGUGGAGAAGCUCGAUAGGGUCGUCAAGCUGUAUCGGGACCCCUGCCAUUCCAAUAAGGAACUAUGGGGCGAAGCGGCGCGAAGACUAGUCGACGAGUUUUGCCAGCGGAGUCUUAGCAUAAAGGACAUACUCGCCUCAUACCGAUCCAUCCCCGAAAGAGAUGUCCUUCACCGGGAAGCUGCCAGCCGCUUAGUGCGGCUCUACUAUGAAGUCAUUCCUCAAAUUGCCUUGAUCGCGAAGUUUGACGUGUCCCCUUCUCUUGUGGUCGCGAUCGAGCGGCUGGACAAGAGGGAACUCGGCGACACUCGAGACCAAAAUUUGAGCCUCAUUGAACUGGAGCAUCUCCUCGUGAUCGCCCGCUGCUCGCCCGGCAUGCGCUGGUUCGCGAACCUGGGUGGCCUCGCGCUCUCUCCCUUCACGACCUUACUACGGCUCACUGUCGACACUUGGCAAGGGCUCUCUUCGGAUAAGAUAUUGGAUGUCCUCAACUUUAUAGCGAGAGAGCAGCAGCUCGUCGUCUCCUCACCCGGGCAGUCCGGCUUGGCCCCGAUAAUCCAGAGCUUCCGCCUCCUCAAGGAUGCGAGCAAGACCGAGUCUAUCGCCGAGAUUUGGGCGUUCUUGGACCAGUGCAUGAGUCGAUGUGCGACGAGACCGAUCAAAUACCUCGAUAUGACGGGAAGUCUCUUAGAGGAAGAGAUCCAAACCGAUGGCGCAUCCAUGCAAGGCUCCGUUAUUAGCCCCCUGACAAUGGCGAUUUUGGAGCAGCUACCUUCGACUGUGGGAACAGGGGAUAACAAGGCGCUUCCAACUCUCGCCGAGUUUCUUUCCCAUUUUGUGGGAUUCUCGAAGCUUGCUGGAGGAGACGCCGCUCUACUGGACUGCAUCUUCCGAAGACUUCGAGUUUGCUUCCCCGAAAGCCUGCAAGCAGGGAUGCAGGUGGCAGUUCCCGAUGCCCCCGGUCCGGCACCCACCUCUGGGCCAAUGGAUAGCGACACGCCCAUGCUCGACAGCACUCCGAGGACGUUAAACUCGACGGACGAAGAGGGUUCCAGCACCGAUGCCAAGUCGAUAGAUGAACUGUUUGCGAGCCCAGUGGGCCUGGAGCUGGACAACUCGGCUCUGACACGGUGGUCAACGAAGACAGUUGACGAGCUGAUCGACGAGGGUUACGCGGCGAGACUGAUUUCGUUGCUUGCGUCCGAGCACACGAGCAUCCGCAAGGAGGCCCUCACCAACAUCUUAAAGAUGGCGGUGAGGAUACGGGAAUCUGACUAUGACGAGAAAGACCAGUGCUGGUUACUCUUGGCAGAGCUCGCAGAAUCAGCCAAGAGGCAGGUCGACAGCACGCCGAUCCCAACCCCGAUUGUUGCGUUCGCCUGCCACGCACUAGGGGUGUUGAGAGAUCCGCUCCAUGACCUCUAUCCCAAGGUCAAUACUUUCCUCAACCGCGGCCCGAUCUGGAACCUGGACAGGCUGCCCCUCGUGUACGAGAUCGUCCAGGAGGAGCCAUCGGUUGAUGGGUCAUAUUACUUGGGCAUCAGCUGGCUUGUCGCCUAUCUUCUCGAUAGCCUGCGCACCCCCGCAGACCUCGCCCUUUUCCAUAAGAAGCGCAUGUUUGAGCGCCUCCUGUCGCUGGCGAGCAACCCGUACAUGAGGGCGCCUCUCAAGACGCAGUUUCUGAGGAUCCUGUAUCAGACGACAUGCAUAGAAGGAGGGAGCACCACGCUGACGACGAGGUUUGGCAUUAUUGGCUGGCUCGAAAGCCAGAAGGCAUCGAGCAGCGGCGAGGAUGCGUGGAUAUAUGAAGCACUGAUCAAAAGGGUCUGGAAGACGGCGGAUGAGGAAAGGAUUUUGUCAUGGAGUAAGGGAGGAAUUAGGGAUGUUGUGGAUGCUUGAGUAAAUCAGAUAAGACGAGAUGAAUGAUACCAGAUCAUACACACAAUGUCUGAUUGUCUUUUAGCUUUAUUGGAACUCUAUAACUUUGUUUACCAGCUAACUAAGGCAACUUACUAUGUGUAAAUACACAGAAUAUGAG
Molecule: messenger RNA, 3609 nt
Organism: Phialemonium atrogriseum
Lineage: Eukaryota; Fungi; Ascomycota; Sordariomycetes; Cephalothecales; Cephalothecaceae
Product: ribosome 60S biogenesis N-terminal-domain-containing protein
Exons: 2
Coding region: 39-3470 (1143 amino acids)
Biological process (GO): maturation of LSU-rRNA from tricistronic rRNA transcript (SSU-rRNA, 5.8S rRNA, LSU-rRNA); maturation of 5.8S rRNA from tricistronic rRNA transcript (SSU-rRNA, 5.8S rRNA, LSU-rRNA)
Cellular component (GO): nucleolus
Source: RefSeq, a predicted model, not a curated record